AAACAAGAAUUAUGUCUAAAAUAUCAACAAAUAGUAAAAAAAAAAGUGGCCAAAAACAUCAAAAUACAUUUUCUUUCCAAUCGAAUAAAAAUUCAAAAAAGACAAAAUAUAUUAAUUCUUUACCUAUAAAUGGACUUUGUCAUAAAUGCAAAGAAAUUAUUGAAUGGCGUAAGAAAUAUAAAAAGUAUAAACCUUUGACGACCUUGAAACGUUGUGUAAAUUGUAACGAAAAGGCUGUGAAAGAAGCUUAUCAUAUUUUAUGUAGCAAGUGUGCCACAGAUAAAAAAGUAUGCGCAAAAUGUCAAGAAUCUGCAGAGAUAGUAUCAAGUAAUAAUAAAAGUGAUAAGGAGUUAUUGAAAGAACAGCAAGAACGGGAAAAGGUGUUAGAGUCAUUACCGGAACGUAAGAGAAGAACAUAUCUUCGCCAAUUGGAACGUGGUAAAGCACCUCCCUUAAGUCUCGUUCAAGAUUUGGAUGAAUUAGAUGAUUUUUCAGAUGAAAGUGAUGAAAGUGAUAAAAAUUAACAAAUUUAUUUAAUUGUGAAUUUUAUUCAAUAAAUACAUUUUUAAAAAAUUGGUUUAAAUUAAUAACUAUUAACUUUAUUAAAAUUGAAAUUUGUUUUUCCCGGCCUUAUUUUUUUUUU
Rhizophagus irregularis DAOM 181602=DAOM 197198 is the source of this 643-nucleotide messenger RNA. RefSeq lists its product as uncharacterized. NCBI's taxonomy places the organism in Eukaryota, Fungi, Glomeromycota, Glomeromycetes, Glomerales, Glomeraceae. The record is from RefSeq and is a predicted model, not a curated record.